AUGUCGUCAUAUUAUUUUGCAAUCAUUGGCACGCGAGACAACCCGAUCUACGAGUUGGAGCUUUCCUCUUUCAAAUCGUCUGCCAAGAUUGUCCCUGGCGAGUCUCAGUUCUCGCCCAAAAUCAAGGAACUUCUACCGUUCAUCACCAACUCGUCUCUUGAUUUGAUUGAAGACGCCCAAUGGACCACCGGAAGCUUCCAUUUGGGCAAGGUUGAUGCCUUCUAUGGACUCCAGGUCAGUGCAUUCAUAACACAAGGUAACAUCAAGUUUGUACUAUGCUAUGACUCGGUAGGAAAUGUCGACUCUGCCCUUUCAGGCAGUAAACACGAUGAUGGAGUUAUCAAGCAAUUUUUCGUCGAGACUUAUGACUACUACGUGAAAGCAUUGCUAAAUCCUUUCUACUCAGUUAACGACUCUUUGGUGUCGCCUGACUUUGACUAUCGAAUUAAGUCUUUAGCUAGAAAGUACCUUUAG
Molecule: messenger RNA, 474 nt
Organism: Sungouiella intermedia
Lineage: Eukaryota; Fungi; Ascomycota; Pichiomycetes; Serinales; Metschnikowiaceae
Source: the annotation of a GenBank genome assembly